Mucor velutinosus is the source of this 4869-nucleotide messenger RNA. RefSeq lists its product as uncharacterized. Gene Ontology annotation, molecular function: microfilament motor activity; ATP binding; actin filament binding. NCBI's taxonomy places the organism in Eukaryota, Fungi, Mucoromycota, Mucoromycetes, Mucorales, Mucoraceae. The record is from RefSeq and is a predicted model, not a curated record. The transcript has 8 exons. Bases 1 to 4869 code for a protein of 1622 amino acids. Gene Ontology annotation, biological process: vesicle transport along actin filament; actin filament organization. Gene Ontology annotation, cellular component: cytoplasm; vesicle; myosin complex.
AUGGAUAGUCUAUCUUCAGGAGUGGCACAAGCUGUUCAAGUAUAUACAAAAGGCACAAAAGCCUGGUUUGAAGACGAAGACGAGGCUUGGGUGUCAGCCUCCGUGCUAUCAAAAGAAGAAUCAGGCACGGGUGUCAAGAUUGUAUUUCAAGACGAUAAAGAUGAAGGAAGAGAGCAUGUCUUUGAGUGCACCUAUGCUCUACUCGAGAAACAAAAAGGUGCCAAUUUACCGCCACUUCGUAAUCCACCGAGAUUAGAGAACACAGAGGAUUUGACCAACCUCAGUUAUUUAAAUGAACCUUCAGUUUUAAAUACAAUUAGAACACGUUAUUUUCAACGUAAUAUUUACACCUACUCUGGCAUUGUUUUGAUCGCAGCGAAUCCAUUUGCCAGCGUACCAUUGUAUGAACCUGAUAUCAUUCAACAAUACUCAGGCAGAAGACGUGGUGAACUAGAGCCUCACUUGUUUGCCAUUGCAGAAGAUGCUUAUAGAUGCAUGGUCAGAGAGAAAUCAAAUCAAACGGUGGUUGUAUCUGGUGAAAGUGGUGCAGGUAAAACUGUAUCUGCUACUCACAUCAUGCGUUAUUUCGCUACGGCUGAUGAUCAAGAAUCCGGAAAAAUCAAGGAUGUUGCUCAAGGAAUGACAGAAGUAGAAGAACAAAUUAUGGCCACAAAUCCUAUUAUGGAGGCAUUUGGUAAUGCUAAAACAACGAGAAACAACAACAGUUCGAGAUUUGGUAAAUACAUUGAAAUCCAGUUUGAUAAUCGAUGCAAUAUUGUGGGCGCCAAAAUCAGAACCUACCUGUUGGAGAGAUCAAGAUUGAUUUUCCAACCAGAGUCUGAAAGAAAUUACCACAUUUUCUAUCAGCUCUGUACGGGCGCUCCUAUCAAUGAACGCAAAAAUUUGGAAUUGGGCGAUUGGAACAAAUUUCACUAUCUCAACCAAAGUGGCGUUGGAUCUAUUCCUGGUGUAGACGAUGCUGCUGAAUUCGAGCUGACACAAAAAUCCCUGUCUUUGGUUGGUAUCUCUGUGGAAGCACAAUGGCAAAUCUUCAAGCUCUUGGCUGCCUUGCUUCACAUUGGUAACAUUGAAAUUGCCGGGCGACAAGAUGCCACCUUGGCAGAAGAUCAGCCUGCCUUGAUCACUGCUACUAAAUUACUGGGCAUCAAGACAUCUGAAUUCAAGAAAUGGUUGGUCAAGAAGCAAAUCAUCACUCGCAACGAAAAGAUUGUCAAGAACCUGAACCCCACACAAGCAACUGUUGUCAGAGAUUCCGUGGCCAAAUACAUUUACGCUAGUUUGUUUGACUGGUUGGUCAAGGUAGUGAAUGACAGUCUAUCAUGUCAAGAAGAAGGGCUGGUGCGUACCUUUAUUGGUGUGCUGGAUAUCUACGGUUUCGAGCAUUUCAAAAAGAACUCGUUUGAACAGUUUUGUAUCAAUUACGCCAACGAAAAGUUACAGCAACAGUUCAACCAGCAUGUCUUCAAGUUGGAACAAGAAGAAUACGUCAAGGAAAAGAUUGAUUGGAAGUUUAUUGAUUUCAGCGAUAAUCAAAAGUGUAUUGAGGUCAUUGAAUCCAAGUUGGGUAUCUUGUCCUUAUUGGAUGAGGAAUCAAGAAUGCCCUCCGGUACAGAUCAGGGCUUUAUCAACAAGCUGUAUUCCAGUUUUGCGGAUCCCAAGUACAAGGGUUACUUCAAGAAGCCUCGUUUCUCCAACAGCGCCUUUACCGUGGUUCAUUAUGCGCAUGAAGUGGAGUACGAUGCGGAGGGCUUUAUUGACAAGAACAAGGAUACAGUGCCUGAUGAACUCUUGACCUUGCUACAAAAUGCUGAGUCGACCUUUUUGGUGGACAUGCUUCAAACAGCCACUGCUGCUGCUUCUGCUGCCAGUCAAGAAGCCAAGCCUACGCCUGUCAAGAAGGUGGGUAUGGCCAUUGCCAAGAAGCCGACACUUGGUUCUAUCUUUAAGCUCUCAUUGAUCAGUCUGAUGGACACCAUCAGCAAAACCAACGUGCACUACAUUCGUUGUAUCAAACCAAACGAAGCCAAGGUAGCAUGGGGGUUUGAGCCCAACAUGGUCUUGUCGCAGCUGCGUGCUUGUGGUGUGUUGGAAACCAUUCGUAUCAGUUGUGCUGGUUACCCUUCGCGAUGGACAUUUGAGGACUUUGCAGAGAGAUUCUACGCGCUUGUCAACUCACAAUACUGGGAUCCUAAUCUGUCGCCCGACAUCAACAAGCUGUGUCAUGUCAUUCUGGACAAGUACAUCAAGGACGCUGACAAGUACCAGAUCGGUUUAACCAAGAUCUUUUUCCGUGCGGGUCAGUUAGCCUACCUUGAAAAGUGCAGACGUGAGCGUUGGGAUGAAUGCACCAUCUUGUUGCAAAAGAACAUGCGUCGUUUCAUUGUGCGUAUUGGCUACCUUCGUAAACUGGACCUGAUCUCUCGCUUGCAAAGAGUGGCUCGACAAAAGAUGGGUGUCAGAAAGCUGGAAUUGGCGCGUCAAGAAAUCGCUGCCAUCAAGAUUCAAACAGAGUGGCGUCGCUACAUUCAACGCAAACGCUACUUGAAGCAACGUGCCUUUGUCAUCCACUUGCAAGCUGCUUGUCGAUCGCAUCUCACACGCAAGACCUUUGCUCACAUCAGAGAGCAUUUUGCUGCCAUCAAGAUCCAAAGUUUGGUACGUGGAUGGCGUGUGCGAAAGGAGUUUUUGGCCAAGCGUCAAAUCGCCAUCCAAAUUCAAACCUGCAUUCGUCGUCGCUUGGCUCGCAAGGCGCUUUUGGCUCUCAAACAAGAUGCUCGCUCUGCCAACCAUUUCAAGGAAGUCUCUUACAAGUUGGAAAGCAAGGUGGUUGAGCUCACACAAAGUGUCACUCAGUACAAGGAUGAAAAGGAUCAAUUACGCCUCAAGGCAAACGCUCUCGAAAUGCAAGUCAAGGAUUGGAGCGAAAAGUAUGAAAAGUUGGGCGAAAAGGCACGAUCUCUGGAGCAGUCUGCUGAUACCUCUGAACUGGAGCGUCAACUGGAGAGCUUGCAGGUGGAGCGUAACGGUAUCCAAAACGACUAUAGAAACUCCUUGGAACGCAUCAAAAAGCAAGACAUGGAGAUCACUCGUUUAAAUGAAGAACUACAGCGUCAUAAGGACGAAAUUACCAAGCUAAAGCAAGCACACAAUCAGCAACAACUGAGAUCUCCCGUCAGUCCUAGCAGUGCCUCCCCUUUUGCUUCUGCUGGUGAUGAAGAUGUGGCUGAACUCAAGAGCCAAAUUGUUGCUUUGAAAGCACAGUUGUCUCAAUCGCUCAAAAACCAUCCCAAGCGUCAAGCCUCUAUCAAUGCUUACCGUACCUUAUCUCCUCAACGCAGUAGUGACCGACGUGGCAUGUCGCCUGACUAUAACCGUGGCCGUUCGCCCAGUGCUGAUCCUCGUAACCGAUCUCCCAGUUCAUUGGCUGUGCGUCGUAACAGUAUAGGUGAUAGAAGAACCGAACCCCAUAGUAACAACAACUUGACCCACACUGGCAGUGCCGUUGCUGGUGCUGGUGCCGCCAAGAUGAUCUAUGCUGAACCUGAGCAAAUGAUACCCAAACAAAUUGGCCAACGCGGUAGCCUGGAUGCAGACAAGAUUGGCAACCCAGAAGAAGCCAUCAAUGCUUUGUUGCAAGACAGCGAAUUGUUAGAAGAAGAGAUCAUUGAGGGACUGAUUCAAACACUCAAGAUUGUGCCCCCCGAAUUACAGAAACUGCCUGCCCGUGAAGAAGUCGUGUUCCCCGUGCAUAUCAUUGGUAAAGUCGUAACACAAAUGUGGCGUUUGGGAUAUCUGGUGGAAUCCGAGCGCUUGCUGUUUAGAGCCAUGGAUACCAUUCAAAAGGACUGCCUGUCCUUUACGGGUGAAGAUACCAUUGUACCUUGUUCUUACUGGUUAUCCAACACACACGAGUUGUUGUCAUUGGUGUAUUCUGUGGAGCAAGAAUUGGAGAGAGAAAUGCACUACAACUCGAUCCAUGGCCGUCGUGCUGUUGGAUGGCAUGAUUUUGAGAAACUGGUGUCUACCAUGAAGUUUGAACUGCAAUGCUUGGAAGACAACAUUUAUCACCACUGGCUGUCUGAGCUCAAGAAGAAGCUCAACAAGAUGGCGAUUCCUGCUGUCAUUGAGAACCAGUCUUUACCUGGCUUCAUUGCUAGUGACUCGAACCGAUUCUUUGGCAAGAUCUUGUCCAGCAACAACCAGCCAGCCUUUUCCAUGGACGAUCUCCUCAACUACUUGAACAGAAUCUAUCGCACCAUGAAGUCCUACUACGUGGAACCCUAUGUCAUUGAACAGGUGUUGACAGAGCUGCUCAAGUUGAUUGGUAUCACCACAUUCAAUGACCUGGUCAUGAGACGCAAUUUCAAUUCGUGGAAGCGAGCCAUGCAGAUUCAAUACAACAUUACGCGUCUGGAGGAAUGGUGUAAAGCCCAUGAUGUGUCAGAAGCCACAAACCAAUUGGAGCAUUUGAUGCAAGCGACAAAACUGUUGCAGCUCAAGAAGGCUACGCUGGAGGAUAUCAAGAUUAUCUAUGAUGUGUGUUGGUUCCUUGCUCCUACUCAGGUGCAAAAGUUGAUUCAAAACUACUGUGUUGCAGAUUAUGAGGAUCCCAUCAGCAAUGAAAUCUUGAGAGCUGUUGCUUCUCGUGUUAGUAGCAGUGAUACAGGCGAUAUCUUGUUGUUGGAUAAUGUGUCUAUCGAAGACAGUGAUUACGAUCAACCAGAGCCACACAACGUGGUAGCCAGCUCUUAUAUUCCCAGUUAUUUAAACUUGCAACAUGUCCAAAAGCUGAUUGCCUUGGUGACUUUGAAUGAAAAGCAUAGACCUCAACGCAUGGAUUCCAUGUAG